GAACCAAAGAACUCUUCCCGACCAAUCAGACGUUUGUUUUGCUCCGCGAAGUGAGACACGAUUCAACUCGAAGUCGUUUUUUAAUAACAACAAGAAGCGACUUAAUAACCCAUCGUGACGUCAUGUAAACGAGACGUCCGGAAGGAGCUCGGCGCCGGAUCAUUUGUAGCAAUGCGAGACAACAGGUAGCCUCGUUACCUGGAGACACCUGGCUGCGGGGAGAAUGGACGUGGUCCGACACUGCGGGCUCAACCCUGCAGCUGUGGCUUAUUGUAUGACAACACUGGGAUCUGGCAUGAUCAAUAACAUAUUUAACUUCUACUAUGUCAAACUCUUUCUCAAUAAGUACAAGAUAUCAGAGGGAGUGUUCCACCAAUCACAAGUGGUGUACAUGGUGUGGAAUGCAAUCAAUGACCCUCUUUUUGGCUACCUGCAAGAUAAUGCCAGGGUGGCCUGCUGCUCCCAGAGGCGUCUCUCCAUCCUGUAUGGUGCUCCCCUCUACUCACUGGCUUUUCUUCUAGCCUGGUUCCCAUGGCAGACCUACGCCCCCGGUGACUGGUUGAUCGGCGUGCACUUGACCGUGGCGCUGUGUGCUUUUGACGCCAUGUUAACGUUUGUGCUGCUGGCACAAUGCGCACUGUUUGCAGAGAUAUCCAGCCACCACCAGAGCCGACUAAGACUUGUGAAGUACAGCCAGGUGGCGUCUCUCCUUGGCUCCUCCAGUGUCCUCUUCUGUGGUGUGUUGUCCAGAAACAUGGAGGACUUUGCGUCCUUCCAAGCCUUCACAGUGCUGAUCGCUGUCCUGAGCUGCGUCUGCAUGCUCUACACGGGCCUCCACAGUGAGAGCCGCUUUGAUAACAAAGGACCUGCGCAGCAGACACAGCGGUCUCCUGAUACGGCUUCCCAUCAAUCAGGCUUUUCCUUCUCCAUGUUAAGAACUUUGACGUGGCAAAUUCUGAGCAACCGGGACUUCCUGCAUUUUGUGUGCAUGAACUUCUUCCAGGUUUUCCUGUUGGCUUUCUUCAAUAAUUUUACCAUGAUAUUUGCUGAGCACCUGAUUCCUCCAGAUGUGCUUCCAUCACUGGCCAAGAGCAUCAUGUACGGAGCGGGAUUCAUCUGUCCACAGCUGUUAGUAUUGAGCUGUCAGAAACUGCUCCAGGAUCUUGGCUACUUCCGGAUAAUCCUCUUCACCUUCUACAUGGAAGCUGGAAUGGCAGCCGUCAUGCUCGCACUCGGUCCUCAGCACUACUAUUUCAUGGCAUUUUAUCUCACCGUUAGCAUGGUCAUGAUCCAAGCAGCCUUCAGCCUUUUUAGCUUGCCUUUGGCUGACAUCAUUGACACAGACAUGCAGAAGUACAAGCGCAGUUCCCCUCUCUCCUCCAUGGUCUUUGGGACGAAUGCUCUGUUCACUAAACCGGCUCAGUCUCUAGCCCCAAUGAUAGUGCUCAACAUCCUCAACCAGUGUGGAUAUGAACAGCUGAAGGACGCUGCCCGGGACUCAAAUGAAAGCGCCUCCGAGAGUCUCCACAGCGUCAUGUUCUACUUGGUGUGCCUGGUGCCCAUGUGCGUCGCUGCUCUGCAAGCCCUCGCUUGGAGGCCGUUUUCCAUACGCAACAGUCACACAGUCGACACAAAGUACGUCGACGGCUAACUUCAAUGUGCCGGGCUUCAAAGGAAAAGGUCCAAGAUUACCUCCUAUAUAGGAGCACAUCGUUACAAGGAUUAAGUACAAAUAUAUAUUUAGUUCAAUCAAGGACUUUUGUGUUUCAGGGUGGAUUUUUGGUUGUAUGACUUCAGUGACUUUUUUGUUGUAAAUAUAUACAACAUUAACAGUUGCAGAUUUAAUUCCUGCCUUGCUCCAGAAUAAAGUAAUUCAACGUGAUGCUCUGACCUGCAUUUCUUUUCUUGAUAUGUGGGGCUCUACAGACCUGUGUGUCUCUGUAAAUUAUAACCAAUACUUGAGGAGAGCUUACAUGUGCCUCUAAUGUCAUUACAUUGUUUAAAAAUGAUCUUAUGAUACACAUUCUUCUGAUUUGAAAUGUUGUGUUUUAUUUCCAGUGAUUUGGCUGAACAAUGUGUUUUGUACGCAACUAUUAUCAGAAUGUUGAGACGAGUUUGUGAUGCAAUGUUGAUAACCUGCUAUCAACCAUUAUGAAUCUUUUGAAGGGAUUUGUUGUUGUCUUCUAAGAGCCUUAUUUGCACUGUUGCACAUUUCCACUUUCCAAUUUCCACGUGAUCUGUGUUUCCUGAAAAUAUUAAUUACGUGUGCUACUUUCUAUUCCCGUAAAUUUAAAUUGUUUUUCUAUCGGAUGUGUUACCAUCACAAAUAUAUAGAAGAAAUUAAAUUGAGAAAUUAAAAUCA
Molecule: messenger RNA, 2362 nt
Organism: Cyclopterus lumpus (lumpfish)
Lineage: Eukaryota; Metazoa; Chordata; Actinopteri; Perciformes; Cyclopteridae
Gene: mfsd13al
Product: major facilitator superfamily domain containing 13a-like
Exons: 7
Coding region: 224-1651 (475 amino acids)
Source: RefSeq, a predicted model, not a curated record